This is a messenger RNA of Rotaria sp. Silwood2, 1416 nucleotides long. The record is from the annotation of a GenBank genome assembly. Lineage: Eukaryota; Metazoa; Rotifera; Eurotatoria; Philodinida; Philodinidae.
AUGAUUUUACCCGCAUUUCACAACACUUUAUUGAUAUCAUCUAUAUUUCCGUAUCAAACGGAAAAGUAUUUAAUCACUUCACCACGAACUGAACGUCAUCGUUUCUUGAAUGGCCUUGCAUUGUUACUUAAUGGCUCAAAAUCAUGUACAUCUGUAUAUCCAUGGUUAACAAAAAAACAACUGCUCAUUGCACGUAAUGAACCAUUAACAAGGGACGAUGAAAUCUAUUUUAACGAUUUUUUUCGUUUCAUACGAAUAUAUUCAAGUUAUUGUUCAGCAUCAAAUGAAGAAGGUAUGACUGAAAUAUAUUCAGUAUUAAAAUCUAUUGUACUUCAAUAUAACAAAGACAAAUGUAUUGAACGUAUACUUGAUCCAAUGUUCAAUGAUGCUGUUUCAAAUCUUGAAAAAUUACUUAAUUCUGAUAUUGAUGAAAUAUGUCAAAAUGUUACUAUUGGUCAAGCGAGCAAAAGCAAAAGUAUGAUUGAUUAUAUAAAUUUAAGAGAAGAAAAUAUUUCUUUAAAAGAAUAUAUUUCAAUAUUAUUCAAUUGGGUCAAGCGUAUAGUUUCAAUUCGGGAAUCAAUAAAAAAUGACAAAUACAAUAUUAACUUAAAUACAAUUGAAAACUUUCAAGAAUGUUGUGAAUUACUAAUUUAUUCUAAAAUAUUUCGUUCAAUAGUGUCAUACAUAUAUUCAGUGGUCCAUGUUCAUGAACGUAUUCUAUAUUAUUUAAAUAAAGUGUCGGAACAUCUAAGGUCAUUGGACCUAAUAUUGAAAACUUUAGAAAGAAGAAGAUUUGAUUAUGGUGAAAUAUAUGAAAAUAUACAAUGGUAUUUUAUUGAACCUAUUGAAAAUAUUGUUAAAUUAAAUGAAGCACCAUCAUCAUCAUUUGAUAAAAUUUGGUUAACAUGUGAUUUACCCGAUGCUCAAACGAAAAUUGAUUUUAAACGUGAAUAUAUCGGCAAUAAAUUUGUUCAUUAUGAUUCAAAAUUAGAACUAUCCAUCUGUUUACACAGUGAAAUUCGAAUUAUAGAUUAUUUAAUCGAACAAAAUAUAUAUGAAGUUCGAGAUGGUGAUAUAGAAAUUGGAAUAGCGAAACUACCAUGCUAUCCUUGUUCAUUAUAUAUUGAACAAUUAAAUCAAAAAUUCAAUCGAAAUUUUUAUGUUGUUGAUUUAAAAACUCAUGGAAAGAUUUAUGCGAAUUGGACAUUUAGAAAUGGUGAAGAUGAUUUUAUAGAAAAUGAACUUAAUGACAAAUUAUAUAGAUUAAUCAGAAAAGAACUGAUACAGUUCGAACGAACUAACAGAAAAAAAAGUCAGCAUAGUGACAAGCAAGAAACAGAUGUAGCCGAUAACAAUGUCGAUAUGAAAUUUAUAAAAUUAAUCGUCGAUAAUAUGAUAAAGCGUCAAAAAAAUUGA